AUGUCCGAAUCACAAUUAAAAAAAGUUUUAAAAGAAAAUGAAACCUUAAAAGCUCAAUUAGAAAAAUCAACUACCAUCUUAAAAGUUUCUGAAGCAUGUGAAAGUUUACAAGAUUAUUGUACCAAAACAAGUGAUCCAUUUAUCCCAGGUUGGUCAGGUGAAAAUGAAUGGACUAAACCACUCAAAGGAAAUGGAUGUUCUGUGUUAUAA
Dictyostelium discoideum AX4 is the source of this 210-nucleotide messenger RNA. RefSeq names its product G-protein subunit gamma (gene gpgA). The coding region runs from base 1 to 210 and encodes 69 amino acids. NCBI's taxonomy places the organism in Eukaryota, Evosea, Eumycetozoa, Dictyosteliales, Dictyosteliaceae. Gene Ontology annotation, biological process: G protein-coupled receptor signaling pathway. The record is from RefSeq and is a predicted model, not a curated record. The transcript has 2 exons. Gene Ontology annotation, cellular component: plasma membrane.